AUGACGGAGAUCCUGGUCUCGGAUGUAAACUUGAACUCAGUGUGCGAGCGCCUGGAACAGCACUGCUGUGUGGAGCAGAACCAGCAGAACAUCUGCAGCCAGCCCCAGACGCCCGUGCUGAAGAGGCACACCAACACCGGGGCCAAGCUAUGGGGCCGCGUGCGCAGCAAGCUGCUCAGACAAAAGCUGGACCCUCAGACGGUGCAGUCCAAAAACUGGCACAUGGACGUCAUAGAGAUGAACGGGAUCAAAGUGGAAUUCUCCAUGAAGUUCACAAGUCGGGACCUCAGCUUGAAGAGAACACCGUCCAAAAAACAGAGCGGGGUGUUUGGAGUCAAAAUCAACGUGGUAACAAAGCGCGAGCGCUCCAAGGUGCCUUACAUAGUCCGUCAGUGCAUUGAGGAAGUGGAGAAGAGGGGGAUUGAUGAAGUGGGAAUCUACAGGAUCUCAGGGGUGGCCACGGACAUCCAGGCCCUCAAACUAGCAUUCGACACAAAUACCAAAGACAUCCUGAUGAUGCUGAGCGACAUGGACAUCAACGCCAUCGCGGGGACGCUCAAGCUGUACUUCAGGGAGCUGCCCGAGCCUCUGCUGACCGACCGCCUCUACCCCGCCUUCAUGGAGGGCAUAGGGGGGUGCAGCCCCCCCCCCCCCCCGCCCCCGGCCCACCGGCUGUGA
Menidia menidia (Atlantic silverside) is the source of this 678-nucleotide messenger RNA. The record is from the annotation of a GenBank genome assembly. Lineage: Eukaryota; Metazoa; Chordata; Actinopteri; Atheriniformes; Atherinopsidae.